AUGGCAACUACCAUGGGGAAGCUUGAUGUUCAAGUGAAGGUGAAGUCUAAUGCUGACAAGUUCUGGAACAGCAUCUUGGACUCUGCCAACAUUUUCCCUAAAGUAUCUUCUGAUUUCUUCGAUAGUAUUCAAGUUCUUGAAGGCGAUGGAUGAAAGAGUGUUGGAUCCAUACGCUUGGUCAACUUUGGUCAAGGAUUGGUGGGGGAUAUGAUGCAAUACUACAAGAGUUUCAAGGGUAGUAUUGAAGUGAUUCCAGAGGGAGAAGGAAGCCUUGUGAAAUGGGUUUGUGAGUUUGAGAAAGCAAGUGAAGAGGUUCCUAAUCCUGACAGGCUCAAAGACUUCCUUGCCAAGCAUUUCAAGGAUAUUGAUGACUAUCUACUUAAAACAUAGAUCACUGCAACUACUAUAUGUGUGUUAUGAGUCAGCUCUUGUUAGCAAUAAAUAAAUAACUUGCAGACACUACUGUAAUGCAUUAACCUAAGUUGACUUCAAUCUAUAAAUGUA
Molecule: messenger RNA, 504 nt
Organism: Erigeron canadensis
Lineage: Eukaryota; Viridiplantae; Streptophyta; Magnoliopsida; Asterales; Asteraceae
Product: MLP-like protein 423
Biological process (GO): defense response
Source: RefSeq, a predicted model, not a curated record